AUGACGACAGAUACAAAAAAAUUUUGGGUAUAUAUAAAAAAUACGCCAAGAGUAACAUCAGUUAAGGUAUCAUUAAAUGAAACGGCAGAAACAAUAAUUGAACAAGCAAAACCAAAGUAUGGACCAGAAAUUUCACAAUAUUCUUUAAUUGAAUUAACGCUGGUGGAUAGUACAGGAAAGAUUAUUGAUCCAACUAUAGACAUUAAAGAUAUUACAAAUGAAAAUUCUAGAGAUAACCCUUUUGAAAUCAGAAUUAUUAAUAAUGAAGGUAAUUUCUUGGAACAUAAAGGGGAUGGAAUUUAUUAUCCUACAGCAGCAACUUUUAGAAGUCAAUAUGAUGUAGACGAAUUCCUUGGAACAAACCAUUUACAAUCCGUUGAUCCUGAAGGGAGACCUACGGGUACCCAAAGAACUCGUAAAUAUAAAGAUCUUAAACCGGAAUCCUAUUAUGUCGUUCAUAAAUCCGAUGAUUUAUUUUUGAAAGUAGUCAAAGAGGCAAAUUAUGCAGUAGCACCUAGCAGAAUGCAUCGAAUUUUUCUAAAGCAUUAUUUUGAAAAAAAUCUCGUCAUAACGAAGCCCACUCUUAACAAAGAUCAAAGCGGAGACCUUGGUAUAUCGGGAGUUGACGUGUUACGAUCGAAUGUCACGCUGGAAAUAUACUUUUUGUCAUGGCAUACCGGAUCAAAACUCGACAAGGAAGAUUUUUAUUAUUUUAUUAAUGAUACGAUUGUAAAAUUUUUACCACAUAAUCUUGUUGUAGCAAAUAAGAGAUCAUUAAGCCAUUUUAAAACCAUUUUUCAAUCAAAUAAUUCACAAUGCGUUAUCAAAUGGUUCUCUCGAAUAAAUCAAAUGACUUUGGCAGUGAAAGAGAGGUUAUCUAACGAUGAAUGA
This is a messenger RNA of Funneliformis mosseae, 891 nucleotides long. Lineage: Eukaryota; Fungi; Glomeromycota; Glomeromycetes; Glomerales; Glomeraceae. The record is from the annotation of a GenBank genome assembly.